Messenger RNA from Falco peregrinus (peregrine falcon), 4518 nucleotides. RefSeq names its product acyl-CoA dehydrogenase short/branched chain (gene ACADSB). Gene Ontology annotation, molecular function: flavin adenine dinucleotide binding; acyl-CoA dehydrogenase activity. The transcript has 11 exons. The record is from RefSeq and is a predicted model, not a curated record. Lineage: Eukaryota; Metazoa; Chordata; Aves; Falconiformes; Falconidae. Gene Ontology annotation, cellular component: mitochondrion. Bases 58 to 1353 code for a protein of 431 amino acids.
CCGCUCAGCGGCGCGGCGCGCGCAUCAGGGCGGGGCCGGCCCGCGGCGGGCGCUAACAUGGCGGCGGCGGGCGGCUGGUUGAGGAGCUGCGCGAAGCUGAAAAGAAAUAUGCCAGCGUACUUGGCUCCUUGGAGGGCUUAUCCACAUGUCUUUAGAUCCUCCAAAUCGGAACUGAUGCCAAAUCUAGCCAGUGAUGGAGUUGUCUGUGCUCCGCUUCAGACAUUCACCGAAGAGGAAACAAUGCUGAAAAAUAUGGUGGCAAAAUUUGCUCAGGAGCAAGUUGCACCUCUGGUGCAAAAAAUGGAUGAGAAUUCAAAAAUGGAAGACUCUGUAAUACGAGGAUUGUUUGAACAAGGGCUGAUGAGUAUUGAGCUUGGGGAAGAAUAUGGAGGAACUGGAGCUUCAUUUUUUUCAGUCAUAUUGGUGGUGGAAGAAUUGGCCAAAGUUGAUCCAGCUGUAGCUCUUCUAUGUGAACUCCAAAAUACACUAACAAAUAAGUUGUUUACCACAUACGGAACAGAAGAACAAAAGAGAACUUACUUGCCCAGAGUGGCUAAAGAUACAAUAGGCAGUUUCUGUCUUUCGGAGGCUGGGUCUGGCAGUGAUGCUUUUUCUUUGAAGACUCGCGCUGAAAAGAAAGGAGACUACUAUAUUAUCAACGGCUCAAAGAUGUGGAUUAGCUUAGCAGAACACGCAGGAGUUUUCUUUGUGAUGGCAAAUACAGAUCCAUCCUUAGGAUACAGGGGAAUUACAUGCUUCAUAGUAGAUCGCAACACAGAGGGCCUACAUGUAGGGAAGAAGGAGGACAAGCUUGGAAUCAGAGCAUCUUCUACCUGCCCAGUGACAUUUGAAAAUGUUAAGGUUCCUGAGACCAAUAUCCUGGGACAGGUUGGACAAGGCUAUAAGUAUGCAAUUGGAAUGCUAAAUACUGGCAGGAUAGGUAUUGCUGCACAGAUGUUAGGACUGGCACAGGGAUGUUUUGACCAUACAGUUCCCUAUACAAAGGAGAGAGUCCAGUUCGGGAAAAGCGUAUUCGAUUUCCAGGGGAUGCAACAUCAGAUAGCUCAGGUGGCCACGCAGCUGGAGGCAGCAAGGUUGCUGACCUACAACGCAGCCCGUCUUGCUGAAACAGGAAGGCCAUUCAUAAAGGAGGCGAGCAUGGCCAAGUACUACGCUGCUGAGGUUGCAACACUGACAACUAGUAAAUGCAUUGAAUGGAUGGGUGGUGUUGGAUUCACAAAAAAUUAUCCAAUAGAAAAGUAUUAUCGUGACUGCAAGAUAGGUACAAUAUAUGAAGGAACUUCAAAUAUCCAGUUGAGCACCAUUGCAAAAAGCUUAGCACAGGAGUACUGAAACCAUAAGGACUCAUUGACUGUUAAUGGAAAUUAUUUUCCUGAACAUUCAUUGUUAAUUACACAUUUGUUGUUAAUGCUUUUUUAAUUACAUCAUAAAUAAGAAUAUAUCAUCACAGAUGAAAUUAUAAGCAAAACUAUGAAUUCCCCAUUUCAGGACAGUGUGUGUGUAAUUCAUGCAAAAUCAUGAAUUCCACCUUCAAAUUCAAAUUUUGGGUUUCUGCCUUAGAGACUUCUAAGCUAACACAUUGGCUGAAAUUAUUUUGUUGCCUUAUGUUAUACAUGCAGCGUAUCUCCACGUUGAGAUUUCAAAAUGAAAACAAAAGAAGCAAAAUCCUUGGCCUACCUGGUGUGAAUGGUGUUAGGCCACCUGAGAGAAAGGACUCAGUGUGCAGCAGAACUGUUGUAUGGCACAAAGCUUCUGUUUGUUCGUGAUGCCCUCUAUUAGCAUGGGGUACAGAAGAGGUAUGUGGAAAGAGAAGUGAUGGUUUCUUCUCUUCCAGGUGGAGUAAUGUCUGUAGAGCUGCUGUAAUUGGAGUAAUUUUUAUAGCAGCCCUUAGUGUGUUCUUAAGUAUAUCUUGGUAAUUAAGCCCUUCCAGCCCCAAUUUGUAGUACUGAAAGCUGGAUAAUAUCUACCUUCCUUUCCAGCCUUCUCAGCUUUUAACGGUUUUAAUCUACAAGGCUAUUUAUAGUUCUCCUUUCAUAAAAGGUUGAGUUGAAAUCUUUGUGAAAUGGGGUUAAAAAAGCUCUAGUAGUUCUGCAAAAAGACAGAGAUGUAAGCUAGAUAAUAGAAAUGCUGUGACACUACCUCACGGUGGCCUUUCUGUGUUCAGUGCAUUUUACAAAUUUUAAUCCUUCAGAGCCUUCCUGGGAGUUAGGGAGGGCCUGUUAAUUUGCAGCAUAGAAAACUCACUCACGGAAGUUAGUGGUUCUCUAGCAAAGUUUUUCUCCGGGGGGAGGGGAGGUUGAGAAGUAUUUGCAUUUUUACCCCUCUGUUUACUUUAAAAUUACACAUUUUAUUUAUGGCAGAAACCUCUUCAGUACUGGAGAACUAAUUAACUAAGAAUCAAGAGAUGGAAGGCUUAAUAUGUGAAAAAUCAUUAUAAUUGCUGUAAUUGGCAAUUUGUUUCAAGUGUUUUUGGGAGGGACAGAUUGGUUUGCUGGUUUUGACUGACUUAAAAGAAUCACGUUUUUAAAGCUUGCUAGUGACUGAUGAUUCACUUAGAGUGGAGCUUAGAAUGUUACAGGCUGAGGCUCCCAAAGGAUUUUCUAGCAAAACUAGGGUAAGUGACACUUAACAAAUACGAUUGUUAAGGCAGACUGCGGUGCCUUAUACAAAGAAACAAGCAAAGAGGAAAAGCACUAUUAGAAAGUUUUCUCCUUUCAAAGGGAGGUAACUACUUUAGUGAAUUAAUCCCCCUACGUAUAUGCUUUGCCUGUUGACAGGUAAAGAAUUAAUGUGAUAAUUCUCCUAAUGCCAAUAAAAAAAAACCCUCCCGUAUCAGUUUAACAGCUCUGAGAUUUUUCAAAAAUUCAAGAGUAGGAGGGUAGCCUAGAUAAUUUCUGAAGUUUGCUUUAGUAGUAUUAUUGUUGUUACCAUUAUUAAUGCAUUUCAAGUGGGUUGAGGCUUUCUUUCAGCUGAAGUGGCUAGGGAGAUGGUUAGACUAGAAUUAAGACUACAGACACCGCAGCAGUUAACUACAGCUAUUCUGCUCAAUGCAGUCUAUCUGCAAGUCUAAAAUAGUCAUAACCGUACUACAAAAUGGUUGAGUUAGCGUUGAUUAACGUGAUGAGUUGGGCUAAUGUGGGGCAGUCCUUAGCUGCUGCAGUUUAGCCUGCUUUGCUAACAUGAGUGUUAGCAGAGAUCAGGUUUUGAUUCAUACGUUUUAAUAGGUCUCCUAGUUGGAGAUGCUAUCUUAGCUUGUCUACUGCAGUUUUACGUGAGGCUAGGAAGUGUAUGGCAAUACUUAAAUGACUUAAUAUAGAGCUAAAAGCAAACCCUUUAUGGAGGAAAGUGCAGAGCUUUCAAACGACUGUUAAGGGCUGGAUAUCCAGGAUUAUGUAAAAGAACUGUCUCUGUGUAGAAUUGUGUCAGGUAUCCAUUUGAAAACCUAAUCAGGAAAAAAAUCAAAAUAGUGUUAUUUCCUACGGUCUGAACUUGGAGGCCUAGCCCAGAAAACAACCUGAACAGCCUUAUCAGUUACUCAACAGUUCUCAGAAAAGCGAGGUCAAGCCUUUAAUUAAUGUUACAGCUGUAAAUAUUUCACAUCUCUCAGUUCUAUAUGCUGUAUCCUGUAUGCAAUAACUUUUGAAAGAAAUGUGUGUAUUGUAAUUGGAUUUUGUCCACAGAAUUCUGUGGAGGAAUAUGUGCACAAAUUAAUUACAACCACUGAGUUUCUUUCAUCAUUGUUUUAAAAGGGCACGUGCCACUGUGGAGAGCAUUAGCUAUUCUGGUCGCUGAUUUUGGGAAGAGUUAUUUCAUCUCCUUAAGCCGGACUCCAUUGCUGCACUAAACGCAGAUGUUGGUUUAGUGAUGAGAUGCGCUGUGCCGUUGUCCAGGAGCUGUUAAGAGCUGCCUGCACUCCCCACCUCCUGUUGAGUUUGGGACAGGCAUUUAUGGAUUGUCAUAAAUUGCGUUUCUACAUUUGGCAUCGUGGGCACAGGGCUGUUGAUGGUGGCUGGCUGUAGCAGUAGGUGCAGGGCUGCAGAGGUGGCGUGGGGAGUGCCAGGAGGCUUUCUGUGCUGGUGAUGGGACUUAAAGCUGCUUUAUACUCAAUAUGUGUUUAUAUUACUGAGUUUCCCCUUUACACGCCCUUAGUCAGCCCAGUCAGUCUAGUCUGUCGUCCUGCAACAGCAUCGUCAGUAUCAAACGUUGCAUCUGGGCUUCCCCGUUAGAAGAAAAGCCUGUAUUGAGAAUGUAUUAAAAAGUGCCUGAAUUUUAUAUUUGACUUGAUACAAUGCUCAUCUCUUGUAUCGGGUGAUGACUCUCUAAUGUGUCAUCUAAAUUUUUUCCCAGAUCUUGCAGUUUUUGUGCUGGGAGAGAAUGACUGUAUCGUUCGUCAGGUUUCUUUAGUUUUAUUCUGUUUGUGAUAACGGUCUGAGGCAGAUUUCCAUGGAAAGGUUUAAUCACUACUUGGGAAAUACUCAAAUACAACAUUUUAUAUGA